AGAGUUUGGUCAAUGGCGGCAAUUUCCACUCUCUUCCUCUUCUUCAUCAUCUUCCUCGUCUCUCUUCUCAUCAUCUUAGCUUUGAUCGUUCGCCCAAGAUCCGUCAAGAUCCCUAUCAAAUCUCGCCAUGUCUUCAUCACCGGUGGAUCAAGCGGCAUCGGUCUCGCUCUCGCUCACCGCGCCGUCGCCGAGGGAGCUCGAGUCUCUAUCCUCGCCCGCUCAACCGAAAAGCUCGACGAGGCCAGACGAUCCAUCCAGCUAGCCACCUGCGUCGGGGUCGCCACAUUCUCUGCCGACGUUCGCGAUUUCGACGCCGUUUCCAAGGCGGUUGAUGAAUCGGGGCCGAUCGAUGUGUUAAUUGUUAACCAAGGUGUGUUUAUUGGUAAGGAGCUUGAGAAACAGAGUCACGAGGAGGUUAAGUUCAUGAUUGAUGUCAAUCUGGUUGGGAGCUUCAAUGUGAUUAUGGCGGCUUUGCCUGCCAUGAAAGCUAGGGAAGGUCGUGGUCCUGCUUCCAUUUCUCUCGUUUCCUCUCAAGCCGGCCAGGCAGGUAUCUACGGUUACACUGCAUAUUCAGCGAGCAAGUUUGGGCUACAGGGUUUAGCGCAAGCAUUGCAGCAAGAAGUUAUUUCUGAUGACAUUCAUGUGACUCUCUUGUUUCCUCCUGACACAGAUACACCCGGGUAUGAAGAGGAACAGAAGAAGAGACCGGAGCUUACUUCCAUCAUAGCGGCAUCUUCUGGUUCAAUGAAAACAAAGGAAGUGGCAAAGAUAUGUCUUGAUGGUAUCAAAGCAGGCAAAUUCACAGUGACAUGCCAUUAUAUUGGCUUCUUACUAUCUAUUGCAAGCGCCGGCAUGUCCCCUCAGGGAUCGUUUUGGGUUGCGUUCAUUGAAGUUAUGUUCGGUGGUCUAACUAGACUCGUUAGCUUGGUUGUCCAAUCGCAAUGGUACAAAACCAUAGAAAAGUGGAGCACAACAAAAAAAGGAAUAAGGAGUUAGCUUAGAGCCAUGAAAAAUGUAAAUGAGUCAGACUUUUGUACAGUGAACAGGUUCAUGUUUUGUAGUUACUAGUUCCACUUUGACUUCUGUGUUUGCAAUUGAAAACCAACAUUAACUCUAAUUGAAUAACCAACGUUGACUAAAAAUA
This is a messenger RNA of Capsella rubella, 1144 nucleotides long. RefSeq names its product 3-dehydrosphinganine reductase TSC10B. The transcript has 3 exons. Gene Ontology annotation, cellular component: endoplasmic reticulum membrane. Gene Ontology annotation, molecular function: 3-dehydrosphinganine reductase activity. NCBI's taxonomy places the organism in Eukaryota, Viridiplantae, Streptophyta, Magnoliopsida, Brassicales, Brassicaceae. The record is from RefSeq and is a predicted model, not a curated record. Gene Ontology annotation, biological process: sphingolipid biosynthetic process. Bases 13 to 996 code for a protein of 327 amino acids.